AUGAGAUUUGUGUCAUGUGACUCUGAAACAGAGAGCCAAUAUGCAAACACGGAUCUUGAGGAGAGCAUGAGUUUACCUGAGUGCUAUCAAGGGGACUUACAACUUCAAUCUGUGUGUAAGAAAUUGCACCCCUGGUACAAAAUGGAUUGGUCAGUUUUUUUUAAUUUUUCCAGCGAUGAAACCUUUGUGGCUGAUCUGGAAACUCCAACUUCAGCGGUAUAUAAAUCCAGAGAAAAGCAAGUCUUAACUGAGUUGGAGCCGUUAUUUAAAAACCAGUUCCCCUCCUUCAUUAGCCUGCUAGUUAUUAAGUUCCGUCGUGGUUCAAUCAUCACUGACCUGAAUUUGACAUUUGGAGCCGAAUUACCCAAUACAGAGGACAUAAAAAGCACUAUUUGGCAAGCCAAUGCCACUCUUAAUAUCACCAGUGUAACAGUAAUGGAGCCCACCACCACAACCAGCACCACAACACCUAUAACCACACCUACCACAACCACAACCACACCUAUUACAAUCGCAGGACACACCACAACCACCCCUGACACAACAACAACCGCCACCACAACCACACCUGACACAACAACAACCGCCACAACACCACACCCACAACCACACCUAAUACACCCGACAACAACAACAAGCCACCACAACCACACCUAA
Messenger RNA from Cyprinus carpio (common carp), 657 nucleotides. Its product is annotated as exocyst complex component 5-like. The record is from RefSeq and is a predicted model, not a curated record. Bases 1 to 657 code for a protein of 218 amino acids. The transcript has 5 exons. Lineage: Eukaryota; Metazoa; Chordata; Actinopteri; Cypriniformes; Cyprinidae.